ACAAGAUGGAAGGAACAUCAAAAUCCAAAGCACCUGAGCAUGCAAGAUGCUGGGUCUUGAUAUUUUUAUUGUGUUCCACUUUUAUCAACUCCAUCAUUUGCAGCCGUACAAACCAAAACAAGCUGCUGGUAGGAUUCCAGGCUCCUCGGAAUUUAUCCUAUCCAUUCAGUGCUUUAAAACUGGGCUCUGCCAUGCAGCUUGCCAUAGAUAAAAUUAAUUCUAACCCAUCCUUUGUUGAAAAUUAUACCCUUGACUUUGUGUAUGUGGACACCGACUGUAAAGCGAAGCUUUCGCUUGGAGCGUUCAUUGACCAAAUUUGGAGGGGAAAUAUAUCAGCCCUCUUUGGGCCACCUUGUCCUGAGGAGGCAGAGGUCACUGGACUUCUUGCAUCCACUUGGAAUAUCCCAAUGUUUGGCUUUGUUGGGCAAACAAGCAAAAUGGAUAAUACUCUUAUUUAUGACACUUAUAUCAAAAUUGUCCCUCCACUUAAAAGAGUGGGAGAAAUUUUGCUCAAGGCACUGGAGUUCUUUGGGUGGAAUAAUGUUGGUAUAAUUGGAGGAGGUGCAGAAUCUAAUACUUGGGACAAAGUGGAUGGACUUUUUAAAUCUGUUGAACAGCAACUCCAAGGCAGAGUAACAGUGACAAGCAGUAUCAAGUUUGAUGUCAGUGAUCAGGAACUCACUCAUAAGAAUGUGAAGCAUAUCUCCAAAGUUGCAAGAGUGAUUAUAGUGCUAAGUAAUGCUGAAGAUUCCACUAAGCUGGUGAUGGAGGCUGAAAGACAGGGCUUGAUGAAUGGAGAGUAUGUUUUUCUUCUGAUACAGCAGUUUGAGGUCAGUGGCAAUGUGGAUAACCUGUGGAAAACUGCUUUGAGUGACAACAGCCAAAGGGCACUAAAGGCAUUUGAUAUGGUGUUUGUCCUUGCUGAGAAGUCUUAUGAAGGCUAUGAUUAUUAUGACUUCUUUGAACGUGUACAUGAGAGAUUGAAAGAGGCCCCUUUUUACAGCAAUCUUUCUUCAGACAGAGAAGUAAGCCCUUAUUCAAGCUACCUCCAUGAUGCUGUCCUGCUCUAUGCCAUGGCACUAAAGGAGGCUCUCAAAGAUGGCAAAGAUCCUUAUAAUGGGCGAGAUGUUCUUCAGAAGCUCAAAGACAAAAACAGCAUCAGGUUUUAUGGAGCCUCAGGUCUAGUUCACUUUGAUGAAUAUGGAGAGAGGAACACAGACUAUUCUUUGUAUGACUUGCAACUGCAUGAAGGCAUCAUAAAAUUUGUCCCCAUUCUAACCUUUGACAGUCAUACAAAAAUAAUCAAAACAACAUCACGGUUUUCAACUGUGAUCUGGCCAACAGGGAAAAUACCAACAGAUAAACCAGAGUGUGGUUUUGAAAAUGAACUCUGUGAAUGGCUAAACAGUGAGAUAUAUCUGGUGUCAUUGUUGGUGGCCCUGCCACUGUUUGGAGUGCUAGCAGUGAUCUUGAUUACACUCCUGACCCUGCAGAAGACCCGUCUGCAGACAAAACUAGAUGACUCCAACUGGUGGCUCAUCAACUACAGUGAUAUCACUAUUCUCACAGAACCUAAGGGAGGGCAGGCAUUAUCACUGAAUACGACUCCUAGCAAAAGUGGAAGUGGUGGCUCUCAGACCAUGAUCUCCACUAACAGCUUUGGUCUGAAGGACAAAAAUGGCAAAGAAACCAUCUAUGCUACAGUUGGCCUGUACCAGGUACAAACGGUCAAAGGGUCUACUUCAUCAUCGCAGGGAAAUCAUGUGAGCAUCAAAUACUUGGACAAUCAACUUCUGCGUGAUGUCAAGAAACCAUCUAUUAUUGCUGAGUUCAACGUGAUGAAGGAGCUUAAACAUGAAAACUUGGUACAAUUUUUUGGAGUUUGUAAUGAACCUCCUAAUGUCUGCAUGGUCAUGCAAUACUGCAAAAAAGGCAGCUUAAAGGAUGUUCUCAGGAACAAUGAAAUUGAUCUGGACUGGAUGUUUAAACUAUCCUUUGCCUAUGACAUUGUCAAUGGUAUGGAGUACAUACACAGGAGCAGUCUGAAGUCUCAUGGCAAUCUGAAGCCAACCACAUGUCUAGUGGACAGCCGGCUGCAGGUCAAACUUUCAGGCUUUGGACUAUGGGAGUUCAAACACGGCACCAAACACAGACUGAUCCCACUUGAGAACCCCAAAUAUGAAGAGUUGUACUGGAUUGCUCCAGAGCUUUUGAGAGAAGUGCACCUUCCAUUCAAUGGUACUCAAAAAGCAGACGUGUUUAGCUUUGCAAUAAUCAUGCGAGAGUUAAUCUACAGCACGGAAGUGGGACCCUACAGUGAUAUACAGUUGGAGCCAAAAGAAAUCAUCAAACAGCUCAGAGCACCUCUAGCAGGGGAGCCUCUCAGACCUACUCUAUCUGCUCAGAUGUGUGACGAAGUUUUGAUAACUCUUCUGAAUGCAUGCUGGAGUGAGAAUCCUGACCAAAGACCCCCCUUUACCUCCAUUAGGAGGAGCCUGCGAGAAAUCAGCCCUGACAGCCAUGCUAAUAUCUUGGACAAUAUGGUAAACAAGCUGGAAAAAUAUGCUAAUCACCUAGAGGAAGUGGUGGAGGAGAGGACCAAUCAACUCACUCUAGAAAAGAGCAGAGCUGAUAAACUUCUCUCUAGUAUGCUUCCCAGAUACAUAGCAGAUCAGUUAAUGUCAGGAAAGGCAGUGGAGCCCAUGAGUUAUGACACGGUGACCAUUUUCUUCUCUGACAUUGUGGGCUUCACUACCAUGUGUUCGGUCAGCUCAGCCCUGGAAGUAGUGACACUCCUCAAUGACCUCUACAGCCUGUUUGAUGAGAUCAUCAAACUCUAUGAUGUAUAUAAGGUGGAAACUAUAGGAGAUGCGUAUAUGGUGGCAAGUGGGCUGCCUAUAAGCAAUGGAACCAGGCAUGCAGAAGAAAUCUCGAUUAUGGCCCUCCAUUUCCUCAGUGCCAUUAAAAGAUUCAGAAUCAGACACUUGCCCAAUGAGAAGCUGGCUCUCCGGAUCGGGAUCAACUCUGGUCCAGUGGUUGCUGGUGUUGUGGGAACAACGAUGCCCCGCUACUGCUUGUUUGGAGACACAGUGAAUACUGCCUCUAGGAUGGAGAGCAGCAGUCUGCCGCUGAAGAUUCAUAUCUCCCAGAGUACUGCUGAAAUUCUCAUGAAGAUUGGCUCUUAUGAGCUUGAGGAGAGAGGAGACAUUGAGCUGAAGGGAAAGGGGUUUCAGAAGACUUUCUGGUUAAACAAUAAAGUGGGCCUGAAGUUUCCUCUCUCACCGCAGCACUAUGAUGUGAAACCGGGUCCAGAACCAGAGGUGACAUAUAAACCAAACAUCAGCAGUGAUGUGGAGAGUAAAGAAAAAGGAAGAACACAGAAAAUCCAUGAAGAUAAAAUACCUGGUGCUUACACACUGACUGUUCCUGACAUCUAGAGACCAGU
Molecule: messenger RNA, 3445 nt
Organism: Pangasianodon hypophthalmus (striped catfish)
Lineage: Eukaryota; Metazoa; Chordata; Actinopteri; Siluriformes; Pangasiidae
Gene: gucy2g
Product: guanylate cyclase 2g
Exons: 22
Coding region: 6-3437 (1143 amino acids)
Biological process (GO): cGMP biosynthetic process; intracellular signal transduction; receptor guanylyl cyclase signaling pathway
Cellular component (GO): membrane
Molecular function (GO): guanylate cyclase activity; ATP binding; peptide receptor activity
Source: RefSeq, a predicted model, not a curated record